AUGGUACUCUCGUGGGCUUGCGGAGGGCUUUUGUCUGCGCCAUUUUUGAGCAGCACAGUGUGGACUGUUGAAGUAAAUGAUGAAACUAUGGACAAAUUUGGGAACCGCGAUGACAAACAUGGCCUAUCGUUUCAGAUUUCCUUAGCUGUAUUCCUUUUUGGUGCGUUCAUCGUUCCCUUGGUUUUCAUGGGAUUUGUUUACAGUAGAAUUGUGAUUGUCCUAUGGCGUCGGGAUCGUUCCAAGAUAUCUAACAAAAACAUGAUCAAGACCAAACUUCGAGUCGUCAAAAUGAUGGUGUUGAUUGUCCUUACAUAUUUCAUUACAUGGGGUCCAUAUCCUAUUGUUAGAACUGUGACAGUUUUUUCUCUCGAGGGAAGAAAUUCUGAGGAAGUUGAGGGAGAAGGCUCGACAGAAUUACAGUCAGAUAACGAGGAACUAUAUGAGUCAUUACAAUUAUUUGAGGGCAUAUCUGAAACGUUGUCUUUGAUGAGUUCCAUUUUAAACCCCCUGAUAUUUAGCUUUUACAACGCGAGCUUUAAAGAGGAAGUAUACAACAUUUUUCGUAGAAUGAAAGGCGCGAAAUGUUUUGGGAAACGUAAACACAUCGUUGUGCCUUUAGCAGAGUAA
Molecule: messenger RNA, 627 nt
Organism: Pocillopora verrucosa
Lineage: Eukaryota; Metazoa; Cnidaria; Anthozoa; Scleractinia; Pocilloporidae
Source: RefSeq, a predicted model, not a curated record